Molecule: messenger RNA, 534 nt
Organism: Peromyscus eremicus (cactus mouse)
Lineage: Eukaryota; Metazoa; Chordata; Mammalia; Rodentia; Cricetidae
Product: small ribosomal subunit protein uS5-like
Exons: 1
Coding region: 1-534 (177 amino acids)
Biological process (GO): translation
Cellular component (GO): ribosome
Molecular function (GO): structural constituent of ribosome; RNA binding
Source: RefSeq, a predicted model, not a curated record
AUGGAGUCCUUGGAGAUCUACCUGUUCUCCCUGCCCAUUAAGGAACAUGAGAUGACUGACUUUUUCCUGGGAGCAUCCCAAAAGGAUGAGGUCAUGCCAGUGCAGAAGGUAACUCGUGCUGGCAAGCGGACCAGGUUCAAGGCUUUUGUCACUAUUGGGGACAGUGGUCAUGUUGGUCUUGCUGUUAAAAGCUCCGAGGAGGUAGCCACUGCAAUCUGGGGAGUCAUGAUCUUGGCCAAGCUUUCCAUUGUUCUUGUGUGGAGAGGCUACUGGAGAGCAAGCUUGGCAAGCCACUGUGGCUCUCUGCUGGUGCACAUCACCCCUGGCAUCGUCUCUGCUCCCGUGCCCAAGAAGCUGGUGAUGACUGCUGCACACCAGCAAGGCUGCACUGCCAUCCUGGGCAACGUUGCCAAGGCCACCUUUGAUGUUAUCUCCAAGACCGACAGCUACUUAAGACCCCACCCCACCCUGACCUCUGGAAUGAUACUGUGUCCACCAAACCUCUUUAACAGGAAUUUACUGACCAUCUUGUGA